UCAACAUCUUUCCUGUUCAAAUUUAGCUACUAACUGACAUACAAUCCAUGCCAUGGAUUGUCUGUGCCUAUAAUGCAACUGUUGGAUAUUAAAAUUAAAUACCAAUUACCUCAGUACUUGAUAAAUACAUACAACAUAUGAAACAUGAAGCAUAUGAGCCAACAAGAAAUAAAUUCAACUUUAUAAUUAACCCAGUGCAAUAUACCACUGCACAGAAGAAUUGAAAACAACAAAGAGUAAUUGUUUUUCAAAAUUUAAAAUGAACAAAUGCACAAAAGUUUCACAGACGAACAGGUCGACUGGUUGAACCUAUCGAAACACUACACAAGUGCUGGAAGGAAGCAUGCCAAAGAGGAAUUCAAUGAUGGAUGAUAUUUUCUGAAAUCCAUUGGAAGCAAAUGAACUGUUUUACCAUAUGCAUAGACAAAAAAAUCGCUUCAUGGAGUGGUUCUAUUGAAAUUGGGCUGGUUGCAACAGAUCCAUCAAAAUUAGUUAUUCCAAAGGGGGCGAUUGCAAUUCGACAUGGCAGUUGGUUUAUAUCCGGAACUUCGGUGAAUAUAGAUGGUGUGGCAACCAUUGAUGAUUAUUGUCAGGACUUGGAUUCUUUAGACAUUGGAGAUACUGUAGGUAUCAUGAGAAAUGAUAAUAACCAAGUUCAUUUGUAUAUAAAUGGAGCUGAUCAAGGUGUUGCUGCUGUGUGCAUAUAUGAAUCCGUUUGGGCUAUGGUUAAUUUGUAUGGAAAAUGUGCUGGUGUAACAAUAGUCUCCGAUUCAACAGUCUCUUUACCACAAGUUUCAAAUCUGCAAGAUUCAUUAACAUUUUCAGAAGUUUUAUUUGACAGAAGAAAUAGAAGUAAAAUGUUGCAACAUCAGUCUUGCUUUUUGGAUGGAGAAUCAUUAGUAUUUUAUGCAAAAUGUGGUUCUUUAAUACAACUACUGGAAGGUGGCAUGACUGCAGUCCGCUCCCAUCAUCAAGAUGAAUUUAAUAAUGGUGUCGUUAUGACAAAUCGAACAUUGAAAAAUGAUGAAUUAUUUGAAAUAAAACUCAACGCCUUGACAGACAAAUGGUCUGGCUCUAUUGAAAUGGGUGUUACUACACAUGCUCCUGAUUUGCUGGAGAUCCCGAGCACCAUGACAAAUCUUCGGUCUGGUACAGUAAUGUUGAGUGGCUGUGUCAUUACAAAUGGUAAAGGUAGCAGAAAACACUAUCUAGAUUUUCAUUUGGACGAAUUAAAAGUUGGAGAUCAUAUCGGUCUAAUGAGGAAAGAGGAAGGUACUUUACACUUUUUCAUCAAUGGAGUAGACCAAGGUGUUGCAGCAAACAAUAUACCUCCUCAUAUAUAUGGUGUUGUGGAUUUAUACGGCAGAGCAGUCAGUGUUUCAAUUGUUCCACAUCACUCUGUUUUUGAAAGGAGUCGAAGAAACAAUGCGGUUGUUGACAGAAUUUUGCUUGAUUCUAAUCUUCUUGAAGAACGUGAACCACUUCUGUUUGAUGUCUCAUGUGGAAAGCACAUCGAACUGUCAUCGUGCAAGAAAUCAGCCAUGCGGCAAAAUCCUCUGGAAGAUUUUAAUCAUGCAGUAGUGCUGAGUGCAAGAACUCUGAAUACUGGAGAAACCUUUACUGUUAAAGUGGAAGAUGUUGUAGAAAAAUGGUCAGGUUCAUUGGAGAUUGGUAUAACGACAUACCCACCAGAAGCCUUGAAUUUCCCAGCAACCAUGACAAAUGUACGAUCUGGAACAUGGAUCAUGACAGCUACAGGUGUAAUGGUGAAUGGUGUAACUGUUGUUGAUGACUAUGGUACAAACGUAGACAAUAUGUCUAUUGGAGACACUCUUGGAGUUUGUAGAAAAUCCAAUGGAAAUCUACAUUUUUAUAUGAAUGGAAUAGACCAAGGAUUAGCAGCUAAAGAUGUCCCUGAAAACAUCUAUGCAGUUGUUGAUCUGUAUGGACAAGUUUCGAAAGUAACCAUUGUGGAUUCGCUUGUCGAUUGGGAAUAUUCAAUGCCAGUUCCAAUCAAUGAUCCAACUGGGUAUUCUUUAUCUCAACAAGCUGGUUUAAAAUUAAAUUCUGCUCGAACUCAUGUUUGUAUAAUGGAAGAUGGUUCUCUUUCUGCUCAUAGAAAAAACCCAAAUCACUUUUUUGACGGUAGUGUUAUAGUUAUGGACAAAAAACUGACUGUUGGUGAAGUAUGCGAAUUUGAAAUUAAUGAAAUAGUUCCAUAUUGGUCAGGAUCAUUUGAGUUGGGUGUAACAAGCAAUAUUGAUUUGCAUUCGUUUCCAUCUAGUCUAGUUGAUAUGGAGAAAAAUAUAUUUGUCUGGACGGGACGUUCACUAUUUGAAAAUGGACAACUUGUUAAAGAUAAUUUUGCAUAUGACACUGAGAAUCUCAAAUCAGGUUCGCGGAUAGGAAUAAUGCUGAAUGAAAAUGGCGAUCUUCAGGCCUUUUAUGAUGGUUUAGAUAUUGGAGUUAUAUUUUCUCACAUAAAAAAAUGUUCCUAUCCUGUAAUCAACUUAUAUGGGAAGUGCGCCAGGAUUACAUUUUUAGGAAAAGGUGAUGCUAAUUUAAGCCAUGAAAUGGAAGCUGGAAUAUCUCCCAAGUCACCACUCGAGAUAUCGCCAUGCAUCGUUUUGAGAAACAACCAUCGAUUUUUUGAUCACACAGAUGGAAGUUAUGUGUUUUUAAAUGAAAACAGAGUGGUGAUUCAGAAACGUCUUUGUAAUGAAAUGACAAAGCCUCCGAUUAUAUUCAGUGCGAGACCCCUCAAAGUAGGCGAAGUAUUUGAAGUUUUGAUUAAUGACAGCCGUGCAUCGAUUGGCAGUAUUGUCAUUGGUGCUGUCUGUUUAAAAUAUACAUCGUUGUUUGCCUGCGUUUCCAACACCAAAACGCUUGAAGACCUUCAGAAAUUGGAAAGAUGCUGCCUGAUAUCUGCUCAAGGUGUCACAGUUAAUGGUACUCUGAUCGAUGAAUUUUAUUGUCCAGACUUAUAUACUCUUGACCAUGAUGACAAGGUUGGUAUUAUGCUUGGUGGUGAUGAAACAUUACAACUCAUUUAUAAUGGACAAGCCAUGGGUAAAAUCGCUUGCAAUUUUCUAGGCAACGAACUUCCAUAUGUUGUGAUUUGUUUGGGAACUCGAAUCAGUUGUCUUGAGGUUGUCAAAAAUGCUGCGAAUAUUAAAGAAAUGAAAGCACCGCCCUCACUUUCAGACAGCAGUUCUGAAGAUGAUGAUGACUAUUCUGAACAGGCACAAACUGCAUCAAUACCACCUACAAUCCAAUCUUUUUCAAAAAUAAUUUGUGGCAAGAAUGUACGAGUAUCUGAAGAUGGUUUAGUGGCAAUGAGAGUUGGGAGUUACAACCAAGCAAUUGUGGCCACAGCAGAACCCUUAAGAAAGAAUGCAUUGUUUCAAGUAAAAGUAAAAAAUCUGAAUGGAAAAUGGAAAUCUACACUCUCUAUUGGUGUAUCAAGUGAAGCACUUUCAAAAGUUAAACUUGCAAUUGAUGCAUUAAAAAUUGCAAAACAAACCUGGUUAAUACAAGGUGAUUCUGUAUUCAAAAAUGGAAUAAAACUGAAGGAGAACUAUGGUCCUGGUUUGGAUACUAUAACAGUUUGUCAAACUAUUGGGAUCUGUGUUGAUGAAGAAAAUUUGCGAUUGUUCGUUGAUGGUGAGGAUCAGGGAAUAGCUGCGACUGAUGUACCUGAAUCAAUUCAUGCCAUUGUGGAAUUGUAUGGUAGCUGUGACAAGAUUGAAGUAACUGAAGAAAUGAAUUUGAAGAACUACAAAGAACCUACAAAUGGACUUGGAGAAUGUUCUUUACCAUCCACGAAUAUUAUGUGUCUAUACCAAAGUAGUUGCAGCAAGUACCUAAAAGCUUUAAAAGUACCAGAGGAAUUUUUUACUGGUGUUGUUUCCUGCUUUUGUAAUGCUUGCUUCAAAAGUAGAAAAGAUUCACCUGACAAAUGUCAGAGUGAAUUUUCAAAUUCUUGGCCACAACCUGUUGGAUGGUGUUCGUUCGGAUUACGUACCCAUCCUAAUGUUGAUUUGAAAGCUGUUUCGAAACAUUGGACCGUUGCCUUUUGUAACACAAAAGCGAGUGACAUCAGAAAAUUAUUAGAUUGCGGUGAAGUACCAAUUGAAAAUACUCCAGUUUAUGAUAUGCGUUGUAAAUCAAAUAUUGAGGAUGCUGUUGCAAAAAAGAAAAUUCCAGUAAUAAUAUCACCUAGUUUAAAACUUGUGACGGAUGAGAAAUCUGGACUUGCUCAGACCUAUAAUGACGAUCUUUCAAAGAAAGGUUCUGUAGUUCAGCUUGCACUCCAGUUAUAUAUUCAACCUGAUAGCUUUAAAGAAAGGAAAAUUUCUCCUUGUAAACUUGAAACUCAAGCCGAUUGUGAAUCUGAUGCAGUGGAAUGGAUGAUCAAGCAACCUGGUACAACAAUAUUCUCCCAUUUACUUUUGAAGUUGGUUGAAAAGUAGUUGUGUGGAAUUUCUCUACUCUAUUAUUAUUAAAUUCUACAUUAGUGAAUAGCUUGUAGGAUGUAUCUAUGAACCAAUCCUUCACCUCAAAAAGUUUUGUUGGUAUUAAUGGUAAUGUCUGUUCGCUAAUUAUUUCUUUUAACUUUUGUCAAAUUCUCUCUAAUUCUAGAAAUAUUCAAAUUUUGAAUAGUUGAGAAAUUUUUUGCUUUUACACAAAACGGUUGUAUUUUUUCAUUCCAUUUGUUUUGCUUUUUGCAAAGAACUUGCUGCAAACUAACACCAAUUUAUUCAUGAAACUUCAUGUCGGAUCACGACUGGAAUUCGGGAAAAGACGUUCACCUAAAUGCAUGCUGCCGUUUCCGAGAUUUUGACACUGUUUUCUGCUGAUGAUAUUCAAAAUAUUCUCUACACACUUUCUGAUUUCAUUUAGUCGUUUGUUUUUUAAAUUAUUUUUCUAAUAAAUGCUGAAUGUUUUA
Molecule: messenger RNA, 4948 nt
Organism: Styela clava
Lineage: Eukaryota; Metazoa; Chordata; Ascidiacea; Stolidobranchia; Styelidae
Product: neuralized-like protein 4
Molecular function (GO): ubiquitin protein ligase activity
Source: RefSeq, a predicted model, not a curated record